CAGGUACCUGGUCGAUAUCUUGCAGAGGCAAUGGAGGCAAUGAUGCAAACUCUGUUGUAAUUAAAACAUAAAGAAAAACAUAUUUUUAGCUGUACCAUACUCUUUCAGUAUCAUUCAAUGCCUAACAUUUCAGAAGAUGAAAAGGAGAAUGGUUCUGGAAAUAAUGGAAACACUGGAAACAAACCUGGGAAGGAAUCCCCAGAAGUUUGUCUUCAUGAUCCGGUGAAGCAAUACUGCAUGUCAGACGCCUCCACUGCGUCCCUGGUGUCUAGGGGAGAUGGGCAUUAUCCAUGGGGAUGUCCUGUGACUCAUACACGAGAGAAAUUUUAUACCAUCUGCUCAGACUAUGCUUUUUUAAACAGAGUAACAUCUAUUUGUAAAAGCUCAAGUGCUCCAGUUAGUGCCUGUCUGUCAGGCAGUGCUGCCUUAAAUGCUGGAAAUAACACACCUAGCUUACUCAGCAUUCAAACUGGUGCUUCGGAGAUAAUCUAUGGUGAGGAUGCUAACUUGGAAAGCUUGCCUGGCGAUCUUGGAAAGCUUCCACUGGCAUGGGAAAUCGACAAAUCCGAAUUCAAUGGGGUGAGCACAAAUCUGAGGAGCAAAGCAGGCAACAUGAAGAAACAAGUGACAAAGAAAAAAUCUGUAGACAAAAAAAGCAAACAAUACAGGGAGUGUCCUCAGCAUUCUGCUCUUGAAGACGUGAAGGAGAGGAAGGUGUUGGACCUCCGGAGAUGGUAUUGUGUUAGCAGACCUCAGUACAAGACUUCCUGUGGAAUUUCAUCCUUAGUGUCUUGCUGGAAUUUCUUAUUUAGUACUCUGGGAGCUGGAAGUUUACCACCUAUUACUCAAGAAGAAGCUUUGCAUAUACUGGGCUUUCAGCCUCCAUUUGAGGAAAUUAGGUUUGGUCCUUUCACUGGAAAUACAACUUUAAUGAGAUGGUUUAGGCAAAUAAAUGAUCACUUCCAUAUCAAGGGAUGCUCAUAUGUUCUGUAUAAGCCUCAUGGGAAGAACAAGACAGCUGGAGAAACUGCUGCAGGGGCCCUUGCGAAGCUAACACGUGGACUGAAAGACGAAUCAAUGGCCUACAUCUACCAUUGCCAAAACCAUUAUUUUUGCCCAAUUGGAUUUGAAGCAACCCCAGUAAAAGCUAGUAAAGCCUAUAGGUUGCUGGAUUUGGACUCGGGAGACCUGGGUUCAGUUCCCAGUUCAACCACAGACUUCCAGUGUGACCUUAGAGGUCGUGUCUUGCAGCAAGAAGUAGAAUAUUGGAUCUUAAUUGGAGAGCCCAGCAGAAAACAUCCAACAAUACACUGUAAAAGGUGGGCAGAUAUUGUCACUGACCUCAACACCCAAAAUCCAGAAUAUCUGGAUAUUCGACACUUAGAGAGAGGAUUGCAGCAUCGAAAAACAAAGAAG
Tauraco erythrolophus (red-crested turaco) is the source of this 1416-nucleotide messenger RNA. NCBI's taxonomy places the organism in Eukaryota, Metazoa, Chordata, Aves, Musophagiformes, Musophagidae. The record is from RefSeq and is a predicted model, not a curated record.